CAACAACAGGGACAUGGGAGGGCUCCAAAUAUUUGAGCUUUGCUUCAGGCCAAAACACCAAAAGGAGGAGUGAACUUUUGGUGAGGCCUGCAGAAGCAUCCCAGAAGCAAACAAGCUCUGGAUUAUGGUUCCAGAGGUGACACAAAAGCACUAGUGCACAAGAAGACUUUUUGGAGUUUACUCAUUUAUUGUCAUUUAUUGGCUCCCCUGUUGAUGUUAUCAAUCACUCACAAGGAGACUAUAUAUAUAUUGGUAUUGCUGUCUGGUUUCAUUUAACAUUGUUCCUCAGCCGCAUGUUGCUUCUUUCCCCUGCGACCUUACACCACCCUUCUUCUUCUUCUUCCUCCUCCUCCUCCCUGCGCUGCUCUAAUUCCUUCAUGUCGAACAAGAGGCGUCCCGAUGAUGGCAAGCCAAAAUCCGAGAGUGGCAGUCCCGAGGAUAAGCGAAGAAAGGUUCCUGCUUUUACCAAUGUGGUUCGUGAGGUGAUGAAGUUACAUUCAGUUCGGCAUCUGCUGGAACCAAUUUUAGAGCCCUUGAUUCGCCGAGUGGUUAAGGAGGAAGUUGAAAUGGCCUUGAGGAGACAUUUAGCCAACCUGAAACGGACAUGUGGGAAGGAAAUGCAUGCUUUCGAAUCAAGAAACUUGCAGCUGCAAUUUGAAAACAACAUAUGCCUUCCUGUCUUUACUGGAGCUCGAAUUGAAGGAGAGGAUGGAUCCAACUUAAAGGUGUGUUUGGUUGAUUCUGAGAAGGGCGAAGUUGUUAGUUCAGGACCUGAAUCCUCAGCUAAGGUGGAAAUUGUAGUCCUUGAAGGUGAUUUUGAAGAUGAAAGUGACUUGUGGUUGUCAGAAGAUUUCAAAAGCAACAUUGUAAGAGAAAGAGAAGGAAAAAAGGCCCUUCUUAUGGGAGAUGUAGUUUUGCAUCUUAAAGACGGGAUUGGCAUAGUGGGGGAAAUUUCGUUCACAGAUAAUUCAAGUUGGACUAGGAGCCGUAGGUUUAGGCUUGGGGUAAGAGCCGUUGACAACUUUGAUGGAGUCAGAAUAAGAGAAGCAAAGACUGAGUCAUUUAUUGUCAGAGAUCAUCGAGGAGAAUUGUACAAGAAACACCACCCUCCAAAUUUGUUUGAUGAAGUUUGGAGAUUGGAAAAGAUUGGAAAGGACGGAGCUUUUCACAGGCGUUUGUGCAGAGAAAAGAUCAAUACAGUGAAGGAUUUUCUCACACUCCUCAAUCUAGAUCCGACAAAGCUACGCAGUAUACUAGGCACUGGUAUGUCUGCAAAAAUGUGGGAAGUAACAGUGGAGCAUGCUAAAAAAUGUGUUCUUGAUAGCAGGAGAUACUUGUACUUCCCUUCUGAUUCUCAGAAUAAAACUGGUAUUGUCUUCAAUGCUGUGGGACAACUGACAGGGAUUCUCUCUGAAGGGCAGUAUGUCACUAUAGAUAAGCUGUCUGAAGCAGAAAAGGUUGAAUUUCAGUUGUCUGUAAUUUCUGCGUAUAAGCAAGGGGAUAGCGUAGCUGCUUUUGAGGAUGAAGCUUCUCUUAUAGAUAACUCUUCGCACUUGACAAAUGCAAUUUACUCCCCAAGCUCACUUAAGACCGAGGGAUCCAGCGCCAAUAAGGCUUUGGCUCCUCAAAAAAGUGGUGGAUUUGAUUACACACAAGCAAGUACCUCGUCUCCAGAUAUCAUGUCAUCUUUAUAUUCUGUUGGUGGGACCAGUAGUUUUGAUGACUAUGGCUUAGCCAGUUUUGAAAGCCUGGGGCUUAGAUAUGAUCAAGCUCAUGGUUUUCCAGUCCAAGUCACUACCUCUUUAAUGACUGAAACAGACCCUAUGGCACACCCUUUCGGAGAUGAUAUGCAAUUCUUUGAUCCUACUGAUCUUCAGUCUCAUUGUAAUAUUCUGGAUUCACAGGCAGAUUUGCAGAGUGCUGUUGAUGGCUUUAUGCUUGCUCGUUCCACAGCCUUGGCCAUGGGUAAAGCUCAAAGGCGAUGGAGAAAACUGUUCAACGUCCUGAAAUGGUUCAUGGUGAGUAGCAUCAAUUCAAAAAGAAAUCGAGUUGGACAUAAUGAAAGACACAUUAAAGAGUUGUGAGAAUCCAAACAUGUUGUGGCUUAUAUAACAUCUUUAGAUGUAUAUAAAAGCAAGUUUGAUGAGAUGGGAUAUGUUGCUAGCCAGAUGUCAGAGGAGCGAUCUUUUCCUUGUGGUUGUAUCAAGUUAACUUGUAAAUAACUUUAGUAGUACUCUUCAAUAAGGAAUGGGGUUUUCUUGGAUGCUGGCACUUAACGACAAA
Messenger RNA from Neltuma alba, 2283 nucleotides. Its product is annotated as calmodulin-binding protein 60 A. Gene Ontology annotation, cellular component: nucleus. The record is from RefSeq and is a predicted model, not a curated record. The transcript is spliced from 7 exons. Gene Ontology annotation, biological process: regulation of salicylic acid biosynthetic process. NCBI's taxonomy places the organism in Eukaryota, Viridiplantae, Streptophyta, Magnoliopsida, Fabales, Fabaceae. The coding region runs from base 294 to 2084 and encodes 596 amino acids. Gene Ontology annotation, molecular function: sequence-specific DNA binding; calmodulin binding; DNA-binding transcription factor activity.